This is a messenger RNA of Talaromyces rugulosus, 1863 nucleotides long. RefSeq lists its product as uncharacterized. NCBI's taxonomy places the organism in Eukaryota, Fungi, Ascomycota, Eurotiomycetes, Eurotiales, Trichocomaceae. The transcript has 3 exons. Gene Ontology annotation, molecular function: beta-glucosidase activity. The record is from RefSeq and is a predicted model, not a curated record. Gene Ontology annotation, biological process: carbohydrate metabolic process. The coding region runs from base 1 to 1863 and encodes 620 amino acids.
AUGAAGACUGCUGUGGGGUUGGUAGCUAUUGCUGCUGCUGCUGUGCAGGCUCAGGAGCUUUAUUUUACCACCACUGGUUAUGAGACUCGGCCUCAAUGCACCCAGCCCCCCGCGACUGCGACUCCAUCGUAUCGCUUCCAGCCGUUUUCUUAUACGCUGAAUGAAACUGUCAGAUAUGCUAUUUCGGUACCGUCUCCUACUUCCACCGCUACUUUUGGCCCGGGGUACCACGAGGCUGUUAAGAAGCUAAACACCAAGUUGUCAACUACAACAUGGGGCAGCUGGCUACCCGGCCAGACCGCUAUCUCGGCGACAGACACAUCUGACAAAUACGGACAAGCCGCCUGGUCUUCGCAGUGGCUGCAGGCGAGUCUCGUCAAUUAUACUACGGUAGGGAUGUAUACCACGACUGUUAGCCCGAUUCCGAUCCCUUCGAGUCAACUGGUUCUUCCCCCACGGGACUUCUUUGGUCCUACUGACUGCUAUGAAUUCCCCGAGGACUUUGCCUUUGGCGUUGCCGGUUCAGCAGCGCAGAUCGAAGGUGCAAUUGGGCUGGAAGGACGCGGUCCCACCCUUCUGGAGAAGACAAUCCAGAGUGACGAGCCAAAGGAUUAUGUCACCAAUGAGAACUACUAUCUGUUUAAACAGGAUAUCCAGCGCUUGGCGUCCAUUGGGGUGAAGUACUACAGUUUCUCCAUCCCAUGGUCUCGCAUUCUGCCGUUUACUGUGCCCGGCAGCCCCAUCAACGAACAGGGUCUGAAGCACUACGAUGAUCUUAUCAAUUACGUUCUAGAAGUUGGCAUGCUACCGGUGGUGACCAUGAUCCAUUUCGACUCUCCGCUCUAUUUUCUGAAAGACGCUAAUAUCACGGCCGUUCCUGACAUUGGUUACAAUAAUGGCGGAUACUGGCACCCGGAAUUUGUUGACUCCUUUGUCAACUAUGGAAAAAUCCUUUUCACGCACUUUGCUGACCGGGUCCCGUUCUGGGUGACCUUCAACGAGCCACUUCUAUAUUCCUUCAACUUCACGGGGAUCGACAAUGUAGUGCACGCGCAUGCCCAACUCCACCAUUACUACCAUGAUGUGCUAAACGGCACCGGCAAAGUCGGGUUUAAACUCAACGACAACUUUGGCGUCCCCAAGAACCCAACCAACCAAACUGACGUUGAUGCUGCAAACCGCUUCAACGCGAUGCAACUCGGCGGAUUCGCCAACCCAAUCUGUCUGGGCGAGCAGUACCCAGAGUCGCUUCUCAACACGCUUCCUGGCGCAAAGCCGCUCAGCAAGCAAGAAUUGAAACACAUCGGCAAGACAACUGACUUCUUUGGCAUCGAUCCUUAUACCGCAACCGUAGUCUCGGUGCCAGCGGAAGGCAUUGAAGCGUGCUCAAAACAGAACCUGUCGACCAACUCUCUCUACCCGUACUGCGUCACGCAGGAGUGGACGAAUGUGUAUGGCUGGGAUAUUGGGUACAAGUCGGCGUCGUAUGUUUACAUUACGCCAACGUAUCUGCGGUCGUACCUGUUCUAUCUGUGGAAUACGUACAAGACGCCGGUUAUCGUCAGCGAAUUCGGGUUUCCCGUAAACGGUGAAUUGGAAAGCGAACUGGUAGAUAGGCUGUUUGACUCGCCAAGAAGUCAAUAUUACUUGUCGUACAUGUCGGAGAUUCUCAAGUCAAUCUGGGAAGAUGGUGUGCAUGUGAUGGGGGCGUUUGCGUGGAGCUUCAUGGAUAACUGGGAGUUCGGCUCAUAUACACCUUUUGGCAUGCAAGUCAUCGAUCGAACAACACAAGAGCGGUAUUUCAAGAAGAGCUUCUUCGACAUAGUCGAUUUUAUUGGUGCGAGAAAUGGACUAGGUUAUUAG